Molecule: messenger RNA, 359 nt
Organism: Amoebophrya sp. A25
Lineage: Eukaryota; Dinophyceae; Syndiniales; Amoebophryaceae
Source: the annotation of a GenBank genome assembly
GAGAAUGGGAAUGUUGGCGAAGAUGUGACUAGUAUGCGACUAGAUGAGGCAGACUCAAUUUCCAGGAUGAUGACCAUGUCAGCGUCCAGCCCGGAAGCACAAGACAGCACGUCAAGAGGACCGGCUAUCAUGUUCGGCUCAUCGAACGAUCAACAUGAUGAUUACAGUGCAUUGAAUCCUACACCCAGUGCAUCUAGUACUGACUCUCGUCGAGACAAACAGAAAAGAAGACCGAAGAAAAAACCUGGUUCAUCAACUAUGAGUCGCAAGAUCGCGAGAGCUACUAAAAGAGACACUGUGAAGAUGCAGAAGCUGCUUUUGAAUAUGCGGGAUUCAGCGGGUUCGGGUGCAAAGGCGAG